Cryptosporidium muris RN66 is the source of this 432-nucleotide messenger RNA. Its product is annotated as 40S ribosomal protein S12, putative. Lineage: Eukaryota; Apicomplexa; Conoidasida; Eucoccidiorida; Cryptosporidiidae. The record is from RefSeq and is a predicted model, not a curated record. The transcript has a single exon. Gene Ontology annotation, molecular function: structural constituent of ribosome. Gene Ontology annotation, biological process: translation. Bases 1 to 432 code for a protein of 143 amino acids. Gene Ontology annotation, cellular component: cytosolic small ribosomal subunit; ribosome.
AUGUCAGAUAUUGAAGUAGAGCGAACAGCUGAACAAAUACAUCUAGAACAUGAAGUAGUUACUGAUUUAACUGCAGCCAUUAGAAUUGUACUUAGGAAUUCGGCUGUGCGUGGUGGUUUGAUUCGUGGUUUGAAUGAAGUAGUCCUUGCUCUGGACUCUAAGAAGGCUCAAGUUUGCUUUUUAUCAGAGUCAUGUGAAGAAGACUGUUACAAACAACUAGUUGAGGCUUUAUGUCGUGAAAGAAAUAUCCCAUUAAUUACUGUCCCUGAUUCAAAGGAAUUAGGUGAAAUGGCAGGUUUGUGCAAGGUUGACAGAGAAGGUAAUCCUCGCAAAGUUGUAGGUGCUGCAUCUGUGGCAGUCACAGACUAUGGUGUAGAAUCUGAAGCUUACCUCUAUCUUCAGAAACACAUUGCUGAGAAUUGUCAUACAUAG